Messenger RNA from Nerophis ophidion (straightnose pipefish), 2567 nucleotides. Its product is annotated as SH2 domain-containing protein 3C-like. The record is from RefSeq and is a predicted model, not a curated record. The coding region runs from base 122 to 2506 and encodes 794 amino acids. Gene Ontology annotation, biological process: small GTPase-mediated signal transduction; positive regulation of peptidyl-serine phosphorylation. Lineage: Eukaryota; Metazoa; Chordata; Actinopteri; Syngnathiformes; Syngnathidae. The transcript is spliced from 11 exons. Gene Ontology annotation, molecular function: guanyl-nucleotide exchange factor activity.
UGUGUAUGUGUGGGUGCGUGCGUGUGUGCGUGUGUGUGUGUGUGUGUGUGUGUGUGUGUGUGAGAGAGAUAUAACACCGUGAAGACGCCUCAUGUGUGCAAGUGUGUGAAGAAAGAGGGACAUGAAGAGACACAAACGCCACUCCAAGUGGUUCGGCAGCCUGGUCAACCUCUCCUUUCGCCGCCAGUCCGCCAGACGGGAGUCGGCCCCGGUGCACCAUGGGACUCUGGCCGGGUCAGCUGACGACAUGGAGUCCGGCCCCCAGCGCCAAGGCUACGCCCGCUCCAGUGAUAUGUACACGCAUGUGGGCACCGUGCCGCGUGGCGACAGGCGGUCCAGGAGCAGUCAGGAGACUGUGGAGACCAGGGCCGAGACCAUGGAGGACCGGGAGAAGGAGGGGGCAAGCGGCUGGGCGAGGGCGAGGGAACACGUGCGAGACUCCCCCCUGCUCAGCGCUCUGUCUGGCCUCAGCCUCCACAGUCCGGACCCGCCUCCGAGGGCGCCUGCAGCCACCCGGCCGCUGCCCGCUACGCCUUCACCUUUGACCCCUGACAGCAGCGACCCUCGUUGGAGCCAGGAUGCCGAGGGCCCCCUCCUUGCGGCCCCGUCCACUGUGACCAUGGCCGCCCCAAGAAGUCCCGCUUUGGACGUGUACGUGCCCAUGGACCCCAUCAGUGAAGACCACCACGGACACGUGCACAACCGAGGGCUCACGUGCACGCGGGAGACCUUAAAGGAAGAGGAAGACAUGCACAGCCAGUGUGACGUGGCAGAGAGCAGUAGUGAAUAUGUGAAGUUCUCCAAGGACAAGUUCUGGUUGGAGCCGCCGUCGGAGGACCUGAAGAGGCAGCUGGAGGAGGAGCUGAAGCUCAGCAGCUCCAACCUGAGGAGCCAUGCCUGGUACCACGGACCCAUCCCCCGGGAGGUUUCAGAGAGUCUGCUGUCCAACCAUGGCGACUUCCUCAUCAGGGACACUGAUUCCAGUCCGGGGGACUUUGUCCUGACGGCUCGCUGGGACCAGAAGACCAACCACUUCCCCGUCAGCAAGACGCUGAAGACCCGGGUCCAGUACAGUCUGGACCGGGAGUCCUUCGACUCGAUGCCUGCGCUCGUUCGCUUCUACGUGGGCGGCCGAGGGCCCCUGACCCGCUGGAGCCCCGCCCAGAUCCACCAGCCGGCCAACCGGACGCUGCCACUGAGCUACCUGGAGACGGCGUUUGGCACCGCCCUGGACCCGUGUCCCAUCUCCCCGAAGAAGCGUGGCAAGGGACCCCAGCAACACUUCCACUCUGAUGAAGAGACUCGCCUCCCAGCUGACGAUGAUCUGCCGUCCAGAAGCUCGACUCCUUCCCUCGCAGGAAGUGGGGGGCCAGUCGUUUCCUGCACGGCGCCCGCCAGCGCUCCAGCCCUGCGGCCGGAAGCGGAGCGGGACGGCGUGCAGCCGGAUGCGGAUGGCAGCUUUUACACAGAGCUAUACCCGGGCCCGCAGAGCUUCGUGGAAAGGCUGAGUGCGGAGGAGCGCCCGCCGGUGGCGGAGGGCGUCCACUUCCCUCCCGUGGUGGAGACGGUGUCCUCCAUCAGGCCCGCCGGGUACCGGUCGGCGCUGAUGCCCGCAGAGAACAAGCCUCUGGAAGUGGGCAUUCUGCAGAAGGUGAAGGCCAUCUUAGCCCAGGUGGACCCGAAGACGGCGGCACGGCACAUCACCAAGUGCGACUGCACGUUGGCUCGGAUACUGGAGGUGCGGCCGGAGGUGCAGAGGAUGAUGGGAGUCAGCUCUGGAGUGGAGCUGCUCACGCUGCCGCACGGCCAACGCCUCCGAUUGGACCUGCUGGAGAGGCUGCACGUCAUGGCCACCACGCUGGCCGUCAACCUGCUGGGCUGUACCGGCACAGCCGAGGAGCGGGCGGGCCUGCUGCACGGGAUGAUCCGGACGGCGGCCGAGCUCAAGAACAACAUGGGCAACAUGUUUGGCUUCGCCGCCGUCAUGAGGGCGCUGGAGCUGCCGCAGGUGACGCGUCUGGAGCACACCUGGGCGACAUUACGCCAGCGGCACACAGAGGGCGCCAUUCUCUACCAGAAAACUCUGCGGCCCUUCAUGAUGAGGCUGAAUGAAGGCAAAGAAAGCUGUCCUCUGUCCAGCACCAGCUUCCCGCACGUCCUGCCCCUCCUUUACCUGCUGGAGAGAGGCGUGGCGCUGGGCGAGGGGGCGGAGCCUUGGGAGACGGCGGAGGACGGCGUGGACGUGGUCAUGUUGCAUCUCGAGGCGGCCAGGACCGUGGCACAACUAGGCGACGUCUACAGGUCCAACGCUGAGAGCAAACUGCAAGGUUUCCAGGAGCAGGACGACAUCUUGGAAGUGUUCCAGACCGACUUCCAGAUGAGGCUACUGUGGGGGAGCAGGGGCGCCGUGGAGAGCCAGGCGCCGCGCUACGCCAAAUUCCAGCAGGUGCUGACGGCUUUGUCCAACAGGCUGGAGCCGCCCGCGCCCCAGGCCACAAAAACCUGACUUGGGACUCCCGCCAAGACAUCAAUACGCCGUUUUUAGAAGGUCCCCAUAAGGUCUGUUC